CCUCUGAAAGAAGACGCCACGGUGAGCGGUCGGCGCUGGGGGUGUCCAAGGGCUGUUAACGUCGCUGCCAUGGGCAAAAGAGACCGGGCGGACCGCGGUGAGAGGAGGCACGGGCGCGACAAGAAGAAGUCCAAGAAGCGGCACUAUGAGGAUGAAGAGGAAGAUGAAGACGACACCCCUGGAAACGACUCUCAGGAGGCAGUCCCCUCGGCGGCCGGGAAGCAGGUGGAUGAGGCCGGGACCAAAGUGGAUGAAUACGGAGCCAAGGACUAUAGGCUGCAGAUGCCACUGAAGGAUGACCACACCUCCAGACCCCUCUGGGUGGCUCCUGAUGGCCACAUCUUCUUGGAAGCUUUCUCUCCAGUUUACAAAUAUGCCCAAGACUUCCUGGUGGCUAUUGCAGAGCCUGUGUGCCGACCAACCCAUGUACAUGAAUACAAGCUAACUGCCUACUCCCUGUAUGCAGCUGUCAGUGUUGGGCUGCAAACCAGUGACAUCACUGAGUACCUCAGGAAGCUCAGCAAGACUGGAGUCCCUGAUGGAAUUAUUCAGUUUAUUAAGUUGUGUACUGUCAGCUAUGGGAAAGUCAAGCUGGUCCUAAAACACAACAGGUACUUUGUUGAAAGCUCCCACCCCGAUGUCAUCCAGCAUCUUCUUCAAGAUCCAGUGAUCCGCGAAUGCCGCCUGAGGAAUGCUGAGGGGGAGGCCACUGAACUCAUCACAGAGACUUUCACAAGCAAAUCUGCCAUUUCUAAGAUGGCAGAUAGUGGCAGUGGGCCUUCUACUUCCCGGGUGACAGAUCCACAGGGUAAAUCUGACAUCCCUACGGACUUGUUUGACUUUUAUGAGCAAAUGGACAAGGAUGAAGAAGAAGAAGAAGAGACACAGACAGUAUCCUUUGAAGUCAAACAGGAAAUGAUUGAGGAGCUCCAGAAACGUUGUAUACACCUGGAGUACCCUCUGUUAGCAGAAUAUGACUUCCGGAAUGAUUCUGUCAACCCUGAUAUAAACAUUGACCUGAAACCCACAGCUGUCCUCAGGCCCUAUCAGGAGAAGAGCCUGCGGAAGAUGUUUGGGAAUGGACGUGCACGAUCGGGAGUCAUUGUUCUUCCUUGCGGUGCUGGGAAGUCCCUGGUUGGUGUGACUGCUGCGUGCACUGUCAGAAAGCGCUGUCUGGUGCUGGGCAACUCUGCUGUGUCUGUGGAGCAGUGGAAAGCCCAGUUCAAGAUGUGGUCCACCAUUGAUGACAGCCAGAUCUGCCGCUUCACCUCUGAUGCCAAGGACAAGCCCAUAGGCUGCUCCAUUGCCAUUAGCACGUACUCCAUGCUGGGCCACACUACCAAGAGGUCCUGGGAGGCUGAGCGAGUCAUGGAGUGGCUUAAAACACAGGAAUGGGGCCUCAUGAUCCUGGAUGAAGUGCACACUAUUCCAGCUAAGAUGUUCCGAAGGGUGCUCACCAUCGUGCAGGCCCACUGUAAGCUGGGUUUGACUGCAACCCUUGUCCGGGAAGAUGACAAAAUUGUGGACUUAAAUUUUCUGAUUGGGCCCAAGCUCUAUGAAGCCAACUGGAUGGAGCUGCAGAACAGUGGCUACAUCGCCAAAGUCCAGUGUGCUGAGGUUUGGUGCCCAAUGUCUCCUGAGUUUUACCGGGAAUAUGUGGCAAUCAAAACUAAGAAACGAAUCUUGCUGUACACCAUGAACCCCAACAAGUUCAGAGCUUGCCAGUUUCUGAUCAAGUUUCAUGAAAGGAGGAACGACAAGAUUAUUGUCUUUGCUGACAACGUGUUUGCCUUGAAGGAAUAUGCCAUUCGACUGAACAAACCCUAUAUCUAUGGGCCUACAUCCCAGGGAGAAAGGAUGCAAAUUCUUCAGAAUUUCAAGCACAACCCCAAAAUCAACACCAUCUUUAUAUCCAAGGUAGGUGACACAUCAUUUGAUCUUCCAGAAGCCAAUGUCCUCAUUCAGAUCUCAUCCCAUGGUGGCUCCAGGCGGCAGGAGGCCCAGAGGCUAGGACGGGUGCUUCGAGCCAAAAAAGGGAUGGUUGCAGAGGAGUACAAUGCCUUCUUCUACUCACUGGUAUCCCAGGACACACAAGAAAUGGCUUACUCUACCAAGCGACAGAGAUUCUUGGUAGAUCAAGGUUAUAGUUUUAAGGUGAUCACAAAGCUUGCUGGCAUGGAGGAAGAAGAGUUGGCAUUUUCCACAAAGGAGGAACAACAGCAGCUCCUACAGAAAGUCCUGGCGGCCACUGACCUGGAUGCGGAGGAGGAGGUAGUGGCAGGAGAGUUUGGCUCCAAGUCCAGCCAGGCAUCCCGGCGCUUUGGCACCAUGAGCUCUAUGUCCGGGGCUGAUGACACCGUGUACAUGGAGUACCACUCAUCCCGAAGCAAAGCUUCCACUAAGCACGUGCACCCGCUUUUCAAGCGCUUUCGGAAAUGAUACCUACCCAGGUUACUUGGUUGAAGACUGGGUGCUUGGUCCCAGCUUUGGAAAGGGAUUUUUCAGUGUAAUAUCUUCUCUCCAUGUCUAUGUACUUUACUGUAGCACCAGUCAAACUGAUCUAAACUCAGUAUCUGCUAACCAUAUUGAAGAAAAUCAACACAGAGGUUUGGUUCUGCCUUCAUGUGACACCCAGGUUUUAAAAAAGAAAGCAAGAUUAUUUUUUGAUUUUUUUUUUUUUUUUUUUCCCCAAACUUGUUUGGGAGUGGGUCAUUCCUGUAUAUAAAAAUUUGUACUGGGGGCUGGGGUUGUGGCUCAGUGGUAGAGUACUCGCCUCACACGUGAGAGGCCCUCGGUUCAGUCCUCAGCACCACAUAAAUAAAUACAAUAGAGAUAUUGUGUUCAAAUACAACUAAAAAAAAUAAAUAUUAAAAAAAAUUUGUACUGUUUAAAAGAUGUUUAUCUUGAUGCUCAGCUAAAUAAACAAAAUGGAACAAUUCAUCCUCUUUGUUGAAGAAGUGUUUUUAUGCCUUGUCACAGGCAUGGUCUUUAUCUACAUGACCAGGCUCCAUCAAGGAGCUGUUGAGCUUUUCUGUCUUGUUCCUGGUGUUAAAGAAAAUGUGUUGAGGACAAGAAAGGCAGAGCACAAUUGUUUUGUGGAAGGUAGGGUAGGCAUGCACAAGGUGAAAACUUGUAUUCGGAGGAGGAAGCUGUUCUAACAGUAAAUAGUGUUCACACCUGGGAAGUUUUGAAGCCUGCACCAAAUAAAGCCUCCAGAGUGACUGUGGAGGCCCUGCAAGCUCAGCCAUAGCAGCAGCAGCAUUCCAUUUUUAUGUUACCAGCGCCAGCACACCUAAACUGUGCUCUGUAAAGCAGCCACAGGCCCUGCCCAGGGAGGAGACAGUGUCUGACAUUAGGGGACUUUGAAGCUAGGGCUGCCUUCUCCACAUUCCACUUCAGGAGCUGAUCUUUGGAAACAAGCACAUUCUCAGAGUCAGGUCAGGCAUUGGUGUUGCCAGGCAGGUAGGACUGUCCGUGCGAAUCCCAGGAGAUGGCAGUAGCCCCCACAUGCAAGGAGAGAAGGCCAUGGGCAGCUAGACACAGUUCUGUGUACAGGCAGGCAUGCCGAGCCCUAUGGGCUUGCCGGGCAGCCCUGGUGUGCUGGCAACUAGAUGUUCAAACUUGAUUAAAACCCAUUAUCUUCAAUCUCGUCUGUCAUGCCUUGUACUUGAAAUAUUCAAAACAUUACCACAUACAUUCUGUAUUUUCCCAUUUCUUGUUCUUGUGCUCAUGGAUUUCUUGACUGCUGACUUCUUGACUUAUGAUGAUGAUUUUUACCUGAGCCCUCUGAUCCUUGAAAGUAGGGAUGGGGGUGUAGCUUAGUAUAGAGCACUUGUCUAGCAUGUACAGGCCCUGGGUUCAAUCCCCUGCAUCACACAAACAAAGGAGGAACAUUUAAAGGAAUUGCUGUUUUUUUUUUUUUUUUUAAUUGUAGAUAGACACAAUUUCUUUUUUUAAUUUAUUUUAUUUAUUUGUGUGAGGCUGAGGAUGCAACCCAGUGCUCCACACAUACAAGCACUCUACCAACUGAGCCACAACCCCAGCCCAAUUGCUCCCCUUAAUUCUGGAAAAAAACUUACUGCAAAGAAUCACCCUUCCUUGUAUGUAAGACUCACAGGCAUCCCCCUUUUUUUACCUUGAGAUAAGGCUAGACACAGGCCUUCUGAUUUCCCAUUCUUGGCUUCAUAGAUGAUAAAAGUUCUUGUCUUCCCCCACUGAUUAAUUAGAUCAAAACCAAAUUUUGGUGGAGAUUCUCUUCUUUCCUCAAACCCCCGAAUUUUGACCCACCUUCUGCCUCCUGAAAAUAGACUUGACUUCAGAAUAAAUCAUUAUGUGAUCUGACAGUGCCACCCAGUUUGUCACCCUAAUUACCUGUCACCCUUUUUCUUUUAUUUUUGUGGUACUGGGAAUCAAAACCAGGGCCAUUCUAUCACUGAGCUACAUCCCUUUUUAAAAAUUUGAGAUAAGAUCUUGCUAAGUCAUUGAGGCUGGCUUCAAACUUUCUGCCUACAGGCUUGUACAACCAUGCCUGACUCUAACCCUCUUUCAACUUGUUUCUUCCUCCCUAUAAGUAAAUCCAUUUUGCCUAACUCUUUAGACAGACAUAAGUCCCUAUGAAAUGGUCCCCCCUUGCAGUAAUCCUUUCAAAAUAGUUUACCAAGUCCUAAUUUGUUUUUAUUCAUCUACUAUGGAACAAGCUCCUUUUGGUGGGGGGUACCAGGGAUUGAACUCAAGAGCACUCAGCCACUGAGCCACAUCCUCGGCCCUAUUUUGUAUUUUUAUUUAGAGACAGGGUCUUACUGAGUUAUUUAGCGCCUUGCCAAUUGCUGAGCCUGGCUUUGAACUCACGAUCCUCCUGCCUUGGCCUCCUGAGCCCCUGAGAUUACAGGUAUGUGCCACCACAUCUGGCACAAGCUCCUUUAUAUUCUCUAAAUUUCCAAAUGUUUGUUGCUAGUAUAGAAACAGUUGAUUUUUUAUUUCUCAAUACCAUAUUCUGCAACCAUGCUAAAUUCACUUGUUAGUUCUAGGAGUUUUUAGAUUGCUAGAAUAAGUAGACCAAAAUCAGUAAAUAUUUUAAAGAUUUGAACAUUGUAGAAUACUCCACCAAUAAUAGAAGAAUAAGAAUUUUUUCAAUGACCCAGACCAUUUGAAAAGAUAGAAUCAAUUUCAGACCAUUUAUAAGUCCCAAUAAAUUUAAAAGGAUUUAAGUCAUACAAGUUAUGUUCUGUGACCACAGUGGAAUCCAAUUAAAAAUAAAGAAUCAUCUCCGGGAACCCCCUAAAUAUUUGGAAAAUGUGAUGGUUAAUUUUAUGUGUUCACUAGGCUAAGGGGUGACCAGAUGUCUGGUAGAACAUUAUUUCUUGGUGUGUCUGUGAGGGUGUUUUUAGAAGAGAUCAGCAUUUGAAUUGACAGAGUAAAUAGAGAAGAUCUCCCCGCCAAUGUUGAUGGGCAUGAUUCAACAAAUCAGAAAGAACAGAAAGAGAGAGGAAGGAUGGAGUUGCCUCUUGGCUUGGCUGGGGCUUCCAUUAUCAGCUUCCUGGCAUUGGGCCUUCACACUCCUACUGGGACUUCACAUAAUUUGUUCUCUUUGUUUUUGAUCCUUCAGACGUGGAAUGCAACUACCCACUGGCUUUUCUGCUUGCAGAUGGCGGAUUGUGGGGACUUCUCAGCCUCCGUAAUCACAUGAGCCAGUUCCUCAUUAUAAAUGUCUUUCUGUAUGUACUCCAUUGGUUCUGUUUUUCUGGAAACCCCUAAUAAGGAAAAUAAUACAGUUCUAAAGAAAGAAUCAAAACAGGAAAUUAAUAUUUUGAAUUGAGUGAAAAUGAAAACUGUAUUGUUUGUAUUUUUUUCUGUAUUUUAUGUGUUGACAUCUUACUUUGAGAUAGUGAAGACCUAGCCAUAGCAGGCCAGACAUUAGCAGAGCCACACUUCUGUCUGAUCCACACACUUCAGGAAGCAAUAUUCCUCUUAGUCAUACUAGUGCCAGGUGCCAGACACCUAGGGACCACCACUGUAGUUUAGAGCCCAACAAAAUUAUUCAUACUAGCCAAUCGUAAAAUGUUUACCCUGAAAUAUCUUGUCUUUCCCAAGAAAACUCUAAGAAAAACUCUUGGACUUUCCUCUUACUCCAGUUUCUACAGACUGACCACCGUGUAUCUUCCCUAUGUGGCUCAUGAUGUUACAUGCCACUGGUUUCUAGGACUUCUGAAUAUAAUAAACUUUUGUUUACCUGAA
This is a messenger RNA of Marmota monax (woodchuck), 6234 nucleotides long. It is a transcript of the gene Ercc3, whose product is annotated as ERCC excision repair 3, TFIIH core complex helicase subunit. Gene Ontology annotation, biological process: embryonic organ development; nucleotide-excision repair; transcription initiation at RNA polymerase II promoter. Bases 70 to 2439 code for a protein of 789 amino acids. The transcript is spliced from 15 exons. The record is from RefSeq and is a predicted model, not a curated record. Lineage: Eukaryota; Metazoa; Chordata; Mammalia; Rodentia; Sciuridae. Gene Ontology annotation, molecular function: hydrolase activity; 3'-5' DNA helicase activity; ATP binding. Gene Ontology annotation, cellular component: transcription factor TFIIH holo complex; nucleotide-excision repair factor 3 complex; transcription preinitiation complex.